This is a messenger RNA of Drosophila persimilis, 3211 nucleotides long. RefSeq names its product cilia- and flagella-associated protein 91. Lineage: Eukaryota; Metazoa; Arthropoda; Insecta; Diptera; Drosophilidae. The transcript has 3 exons. The coding region runs from base 36 to 3194 and encodes 1052 amino acids. The record is from RefSeq and is a predicted model, not a curated record.
UGUCAGCUCAGAGGGAGCUUCACCGAAGAAAGCGAAUGCUUCAUUUCCUGCAGGAAGAAAGAGAAACGAGGGGAAAUAAUAGAAGCCCAUCGUCUCCACUCAGAAUAGAAAGGGAGCAGAGUCCGAAACUCAGCCAACAUGCCACAUUCAAGAAUCGAGAUCCCGCACAUCUUAAGGGCGAUUACAGUGGAAGCAGCCAGAGCCUAUCAUCAUGUCUGAUCACGAGGUCUCCGCUGCGGCCACGAUUGAAAAGCGGUGCCAACAACCCAGCGGAGCGGUCCACCGGCAGAUUGCCACGCACAGACAGUGAGUGCCUGUUCAAGGCACCGGGAAUCGACUUUCUCACAGAAAAGGAUACUAAUACAACAACCCAUGAGGUCAAGCUGGAUUCCUCGGUUUAUCCUCGGAAAACACCUUUAAGGAACAAGUGCGACUUUUUUCCAAAAUACGUGUACAACCGUCCAUUCAAGGAGCAGGCAACCCAAACGCUCUACAGGGAAGCCUCGGCACAAACCUUGGCCUAUUUGCCGGAGACUGAGGACAAGGAGAUAGAUGAGCAUCUGGAGCUUUUCAGACUGGCUUCAGCUCUUCCUGGCGAUAAGCCCCCGGGACUCUAUGAGGUAGAAGUCUUGGAACGAUCCCGCAAGCGUUGGGCAUUUAACAAGGCACUGAACACAAACCUAAAGAGGCAACUGCAAGAAGCCCGAGAAUUGGCCAUGGAAACGAAGUACAAAUCCAUACUGGAGGCCUUCGAAUGGGAGAGUUGGAUCGAGCGGGAGGAGUGCAUACAGGAGUGUCAGAAGAGGCGUCUGGAAAUCGUUAUAAAGAUGUUCGACAAGCGCGAGAAGGAGAUGCAUUUAUCAUCCAAAAAGCGCAUUGAAAUGGCUUGCGAAGGUAUCGCGGAGCGCCGCCAAGCUGCUCUUCAUAAGAACGAGAUAGAGUAUCAGCGAGGCAAACGCCGGCUCGAAAUACAACUCGCAAAGACAUCCCGGAAAUGGCAAAGGCAGAGUCCCCUGUAUUCCUUGGGAUCACCGUGCUCCGAGUUCUAUGGACCACUAAUCAGACACGGUGUAGAUCCGGCACGUCGUCACUUUAUAGGCGCUAACCGCAAAGCCUUCGAUAUUAGGAUGGACGACCUGGAGAAGCGCGUGAAGAUGAACAACGUGACGUGUCCGUUCCGAAAACUGAAGGAAUUGUCCAAGCCCAGAGAGUAUGUUAAGGAGUAUGAACAGAACUUCUGCUCUGAAAAAAAAUUACAAAAGCUUUACGACUCCUUGACGGCAUUACGAAAGCAGCAAUACGAACACAAAAAUCCUCCCAAGAGUCUGAAGAAACGACACAAACCACGCGUUCAUUCAGUUGAUGCACGCAUGAGCUCUUUUUCAGGCUCGACCACUAUGUUCUACAAUCCUAAAAAGUCAAGGAUGGAGCAACCGCAAACGGGGCAUACAGUUGAACUUGAUCGAUCGAGUGCACUCGCCAAGAGCUUACAAGACGAUAGGAGGCAAGUAGACUUAGAGUAUCUUUUGCAAAAGUACGAGGGUACCUAUAUUGGUUGGAUUAUGCAGUUCCUCUCUGAGGAAAUGGGGCGGCUGAAGGAACAGCGAAGGCUCCACUUCUUUACCAUUUUGGCCCAAAAGGAGAGAUGGCGGCGCGAAGCGAAUGAAGCAGGAUUGCGGCAGAAGGAGAAUGAACUGAGAAGGGUAUACGACGAGCUGUUCCAGAAGUGCAACCCUGCCAACAAACAAGUUAGCAAUGAGUAUCUCAAAAGGAUUCUUACAACAGAUUUGAUCCACAUAGCAGACCAUGAGGCCACUAAAACGGUGACGGGUCUUGCAAAAGACAUUGAUGCCGAUAUCGAGCGUUGGUUGGAGAGCUUCAAGCUCAUUCAGACGCCACUAACCUAUGCUCCACUGCGUCUCAUGCUACGUGACAUGGUCUCCCCAGACAUAAAUGCUGCUCUCGAUCGUCAUGAGAAGGCUCUUAUCGCUAAUUAUAUUGUUGAGGACGUGAUAUUUGGCAGAGUGUGGGAGGAGCUAGAACCAUUCGACAUAUCCACCACCCUGACUAGCGACUUCAUUGAUCGCCUCAUCGACAACGAUCUCUAUCUAUUCUCCACGGACAGCGAAAGUGACACACCGCAGAAAACUUCAAGCUACGAGGCUAAGGCUAUUAUACGAAAGCUUAUCCGCCAGGCAGUUCCCGGACAGCGCUGGAAAGAUGAAAUCGAACGCAUUGUGCACGAGAACCAAAACGAUCUAUUCGAUGAUGUCUUCGCAGCAAUCAUGAACAAGAUUGAGAAUCCACCACCGGUGCGACCAUCCCAGUUAAUCGAAGUCGGCCCAAUGCUAUCGCACACUGUCAUUAAAACGGAGGAUAAUAUUCGAGCCAUGGAGAUUUUAGAGUUCGAGGCCAUGAGAGAUCAAAUCCAUACACAGUAUUCGGAGGAACUCAAAACAACAAUCCUAUCCCUAUUCAAAAAAAUUACGGUGGAUCAUAUUACCAAAAAAUUGGAGACCGACGAACUAUUUACUGAAGAUGAGACCAUUCCAAUGGGCGAAGACGUAUUCAUGAAGUCACAGAGCUACGGACCUCCAGAAUCUGAUCCGAAAUUAGAUUCUGACCUAUACAGCAUUAUGGGGAUUGUUGAUAUUUGUAAAGAGAAGAACUUUAAUUUGCUCAAAGGAACCGGGCAUCCCAAAUUGGAAUACAAACUGAAUGACUAUAUUUUUCCAUCGCAAAUAGUCGUCUGCGAAAAAGAUGAUGUAGAGGAACAUGAGAUAGAGAUGGGGAUGGAGAUGGACAUAACGGGUGAGACAGACAUAGUGACUGAAACGGAGAUGACAGUGAAGGAGGAAAUGGCGAUAUCAAUUGAAGACAAAAUAUCGAUUGGUUUAGAGGAAGAGAUGAAGAUGGAGGCAAAGAUAGAUGUGCAAAUGGGUAGAAAGAUGGUGGAAAAGGUAGAGUCGCCGAAAAUUAACAAUCCUAGUCUGACUGAAAAAACCUCCGAAUACGAUGAAGAAAACUAUGAAAUAGAGUCUAUUGAUAAUAUCGAAGCCUCAAUAGAAUCGGAUCAUAAUCUCAUUAAGAACCUCAUCGAAAAAGCUCAAGAAGAAGAUGAACUGGAUACGUCGUCUCUAUCUAAGAAUUUGUUAAAAAAGAACAGCUUUGAAAUAACUGCAUUAGUUGGUUAACUUUUAUUCAUAUUUUA